This is a messenger RNA of Ambispora leptoticha, 434 nucleotides long. Lineage: Eukaryota; Fungi; Glomeromycota; Glomeromycetes; Archaeosporales; Ambisporaceae. The record is from the annotation of a GenBank genome assembly.
GUAAGGGGAAACCUAGAGGAUUGCAAAGCGCCCGCAAACUGCGUACACAUCGUCGAGAAGAACGGUGGGCAGAUAAACAUUAUAAAAAGCGGGCUUUGGGUACAGCAUAUAAAUCUUCUCCUUUUGGCGGAUCUUCUCAUGCUAAGGGUAUCGUGCUAGAAAAAAUUGGUGUUGAAGCCAAACAACCAAAUUCGGCUAUUAGAAAAUGUGUUCGUGUUCAAUUAAUAAAAAAUGGUAAAAAAGUUACAGCUUUCGUGCCGAAUGAUGGUUGUCUAAAUUAUGUCGAAGAAAAUGAUGAAGUAUUAAUCGCCGGUUUUGGUCGUAAGGGUCGCGCUGUUGGUGAUAUUCCCGGUGUCCGUUUCAAGGUGGUUAAAGUCUCUGGUGUAUCCUUACUGGCUCUUUACAAAGAAAAAAAGGAAAAACCGCGGUCUUAA